This is a messenger RNA of Nyctereutes procyonoides (raccoon dog), 2187 nucleotides long. RefSeq names its product lipase family member K (gene LIPK). Gene Ontology annotation, molecular function: hydrolase activity, acting on ester bonds. The transcript has 11 exons. The coding region runs from base 322 to 1518 and encodes 398 amino acids. Gene Ontology annotation, cellular component: intracellular membrane-bounded organelle. The record is from RefSeq and is a predicted model, not a curated record. NCBI's taxonomy places the organism in Eukaryota, Metazoa, Chordata, Mammalia, Carnivora, Canidae. Gene Ontology annotation, biological process: lipid metabolic process.
GAGGCAGAGACACAGGCAGAGGGAGAAGCAGGCUCCAUGCAGGGAGCCCAACACAGGACUCUAUCCCAGGACCCCGGGGUCACGCCCUGGGCCAAAGGCAGCCGCUCAACCGCUGAGCCACCCGGGCGUCGCUCAACCGCUGAGCCACCCGGGCGUCCCUCCAAAGAUUUUGUUUUUACGUCAUCUCUACACCCAACGUGGGGCUUGAACUCACAACCCUGAGAUCAAGAGUUGCAUGCUCUGCCAACUGAGCCAGCCAGGAGCUGCUCAUUUUACCUGUCCUUGAUCUUCAUAGAAAAAGAACUACCAAGCAGACCCCAAAUGUGGCAGCUGUUAGCAGCAGCAUACUGGAUGCUUCUUCUUGGACCUAUAUAUGGUUAUCACAAGAAAGGGAGUAUCGCAAAUCCUGAAGCUAAUAUGAAUAUUAGUCAGAUUAUUUCCUACUGGGGUUACCCUCAUGAAGAGUAUGACGUCGUGACCGAAGAUGGUUAUGUCCUCGGAAUUUACAGGAUUCCUCGUGGAAGACGGUGUCCAAGAAAAACUGGGAGGCCUGUUGUGUAUUUGCAGCACGGCUUGAUCGCGUCCGCCACUAACUGGAUCUGCAACCUCCCCAACAACAGCUUGGCUUUCCUUCUGGCAGAUUUCGGUUAUGACGUGUGGAUGGGGAACAGCCGGGGAAACACCUGGUCCAGGAGACACCUGAAGGUUUCCCCCAAGUCUCGAGAGUACUGGGCCUUCAGCUUGGAUGAGAUGGCUAACUAUGAUCUCCCGGCCACAAUCAAUUUUAUCUUGGAGAAAACAGGACAAGAGCGACUCUAUUACGUGGGCCACUCCCAAGGCACCACCAUAGCCUUCAUAGCAUUCUCUACAAAUCCAGAGCUGGCUAAAAGGAUUAAGAUAUUUUUUGCAUUGGCUCCAGUCAUCACAGUGAAAUACACCCAGAGUCCUCUGAAAAAAUUUACAACUCUUUCCAGGGAAGUAGUCAAGGCAUUAUUUGGUGACAAGAUGUUCUACCCUCAUACGUUUUUUGACCAAUUCAUUGCCACAAAGGUGUGCAGCCGGAAGCUCUUUCGUCACAUUUGCAGCAACUUCCUAUUCACGUUGAGUGGAUUUGAUCCGAAAAACUUAAACAUGAGUCGCUUGGAUGUUUACCUGGCGCAGAGCUCCGCGGGAACGUCUGUCCAGAACAUGCUGCACUGGGCGCAGGCUGCGAACUCCGGUCUCUUCCAAGCUUUUGACUGGGGAAACCCUGCUCAGAACAUGAGGCACUUCCACCAGCGGACGCCUCCCUUGUACGAUGUGACCAAGAUGGAAGUGCCGACCGCCGUGUGGAGUGGAGGACAUGACCGUGUGGCCGAUCCUAGGGAUGUUGAGAAUCUCCUCCCUAACAUCACCAGGCUUAUUUAUUACAAGCUGAUCCCGCACUACAAUCAUGUGGAUUUUUACCUCGGACAGGAUGCACCCCGGGAGAUCUACCAAGACCUCAUUGAGCUGAUGGACGAACAUUUGCAAAAUUAAAUAGCAUUCUCCGUUCUCCAAGCAAGUGGAUUUUUGAAAUAACGUGGCACACAGACCCUAAGGUGAGCCCUCUAGUGACUUCCACCUCCCAGCGUCCGUGUGCUGGUGGAGUCCUCUCCCCGUUGAGGCGGGGAGGGCCCUGAGCCUUGUCCGUGGCCCACAGAACGGGCCAAGGUAACGGUGUCACACCCCCAGGGCAGAUCGCGUUCACGGCACAGAUGAUGGGACGUCGCUUCCUGGUUGCACCAUAUUAUACGAGAAGCCACCUAAACAGACCGGAGAAGAGAGUCCCCUUGUGGGCCUGAUGAGCUAAACAGGCAUGGGGAGGCGGUCUUCAUGGCAAGGAACCCAUGUGCCUCGUAGGGUCUGUAGGCGGCCUCCGGCCCAGAACCAGCAAACACACACCUGCGACACGAAUCACAUCCAAAUCCUGAGCUGGGGAGCCCGCCACGCCCCGUAAAGCCUCAGCUGAGAACACAGGCUGGCCACACCUCGCUUGCAGCCUGGAGUCCCUGCGCGGAGGAACUAGCUGUGCCCUGCAUGCCCGAUGACCCCAUGCAAGAGUGAGAAAAUAGAUGUUCAUCCUUCUGAACCCCCAAGUUUGUGAUUUCUUGGCAGCAAUGGCAAACCAGCCUUAAUAGCAAAAAUAAACUGUUAUCAUUAUUGUGA